This is a messenger RNA of Tachysurus vachellii, 4938 nucleotides long. RefSeq lists its product as uncharacterized. The coding region runs from base 1 to 4938 and encodes 1645 amino acids. The transcript has 31 exons. The record is from RefSeq and is a predicted model, not a curated record. Gene Ontology annotation, molecular function: nucleic acid binding; zinc ion binding. NCBI's taxonomy places the organism in Eukaryota, Metazoa, Chordata, Actinopteri, Siluriformes, Bagridae.
AUGCUUUAUUUCAUCAGAUCCGGUUCAGUUCUGGUUCAGACCACAAUGUUCUUCAAUACCUCCUCCCCUGUUCCCAGUGAGAGUUUGGUCCUCAGUGUAAUCCAGACUCUUCUGAGUGCUCGACUCACAAACCUCACUGACUCUGUAAAAGUGCUGAACUUCACCUAUGAGAAAAUUUCAGACACUUGCUAUGCUGUAAAAUUAAGAUUCAAUGUCAGUAAUAUCAGCAUGUCACAGAACCCUGAUAUCAGGAAUGAUACCUACAACACAGUGAUAAGCAUCAUCAACAAUGCUUCAGCUGUGGUUCAGACCACGAUGGUCUUCAAUUCCUCCUCUCCUGUUCCCAGUGAGAGUUUGGUCCUCAGUGUAAUCCAGACUCUUCUGAGUGCUCGACUCACAAACCUCACUGACUCUGUAAAAGUGCUGAACUUCACCUAUGAGAAAAUUUCAGACACUUGCUAUGCUGUAAAAUUCAGAUUCAAUGUCAGUAACAUCAGCAUGUCACAGAACCCUGAUAUCAGGAAUGAUACCUACAACACAGUGAUAAGCAUCAUCAACAAUGCUUCAGCUGUGGUUCAGACCACGAUGGUCUUCAAUUCCUCCUCUCCUGUUCCCAGUGAGAGUUUGGUCCUCAGUGUAAUCCAGACUCUUCUGAGUGCUCGACUCACAAACCUCACUGACUCUGUAAAAGUGCUGAACUUCACCUAUGAGAAAAUUUCAGACACUUGCUAUGCUGUAAAAUUCAGAUUCAAUGUCAGUAACAUCAGCAUGUCACAGAACCCUGAUAUCAGGAAUGAUACCUACAACACAGUGAUAAGCAUCAUCAACAAUGCUUCAAACACACUUCUAAAUGAACCUGGUGCAGAACCAUUCUCAGCUGUGGUUCAGACCACGAUGGUCUUCAAUUCCUCCUCUCCUGUUCCCAGUGAGAGUUUGGUCCUCAGUGUAAUCCAGACUCUUCUGAGUGCUCGACUCACAAACCUCACUGACUCUGUAAAAGUGCUGAACUUCACCUAUGAGAAAAUUUCAGACACUUGCUAUGCUGUAAAAUUCAGAUUCAAUGUCAGUAACAUCAGCAUGUCACAGAACCCUGAUAUCAGGAAUGAUACCUACAACACAGUGAUAAGCAUCAUCAACAAUGCUUCAAACACACUUCUAAAUGAACCUGGUGCAGAACCAUUCUCAGCUGUGGUUCAGACCACGAUGGUCUUCAAUUCCUCCUCUCCUGUUCCCAGUGAGAGUUUGGUCCUCAGUGUAAUCCAGACUCUUCUGAGUGCUCGACUCACAAACCUCACUGACUCUGUAAAAGUGCUGAACUUCACCUAUGAGAAAAUUUCAGACACUUGCUAUGCUGUAAAAUUCAGAUUCAAUGUCAGUAACAUCAGCAUGUCACAGAACCCUGAUAUCAGGAAUGAUACCUACAACACAGUGAUAAGCAUCAUCAACAAUGCUUCAAACACACUUCUAAAUGAACCUGGUGCAGAACCAUUCUCAGCUGUGGUUCAGACCACGAUGGUCUUCAAUUCCUCCUCUCCUGUUCCCAGUGAGAGUUUGGUCCUCAGUGUAAUCCAGACUCUUCUGAGUGCUCGACUCACAAACCUCACUGACUCUGUAAAAGUGCUGAACUUCACCUAUGAGAAAAUUUCAGACACUUGCUAUGCUGUAAAAUUCAGAUUCAAUGUCAGUAACAUCAGCAUGUCACAGAACCCUGAUAUCAGGAAUGAUACCUACAACACAGUGAUAAGCAUCAUCAACAAUGCUUCAAACACACUUCUAAAUGAACCUGGUGCAGAACCAUUCUCAGCUGUGGUUCAGACCACGAUGGUCUUCAAUUCCUCCUCUCCUGUUCCCAGUGAGAGUUUGGUCCUCAGUGUAAUCCAGACUCUUCUGAGUGCUCGACUCACAAACCUCACUGACUCUGUAAAAGUGCUGAACUUCACCUAUGAGAAAAUUUCAGACACUUGCUAUGCUGUAAAAUUCAGAUUCAAUGUCAGUAACAUCAGCAUGUCACAGAACCCUGAUAUCAGGAAUGAUACCUACAACACAGUGAUAAGCAUCAUCAACAAUGCUUCAAACACACUUCUAAAUGAACCUGGUGCAGAACCAUUCGUACCCCACAGCUCUUUAUGCACGAGUUCAGGAAAUCAGGUUAAUGGUGACAUGACAUACCACUUCCAAGAUGGAGACACUAAAACACCAGCAUCUUUCCUGAAUGAGCUUAAAUCAGCUGUGGUUCAGACCACGAUGGUCUUCAAUUCCUCCUCUCCUGUUCCCAGUGAGAGUUUGGUCCUCAGUGUAAUCCAGACUCUUCUGAGUGCUCGACUCACAAACCUCACUGACUCUGUAAAAGUGCUGAACUUCACCUAUGAGAAAAUUUCAGACACUUGCUAUGCUGUAAAAUUCAGAUUCAAUGUCAGUAACAUCAGCAUGUCACAGAACCCUGAUAUCAGGAAUGAUACCUACAACACAGUGAUAAGCAUCAUCAACAAUGCUUCAAACACACUUCUAAAUGAACCUGCUGCCAAACCGUUCGAACCCCAGAGCUCUCUCUUCACGAGUUCAGGAAACCAGGUUAAUAGUGACAUGACAUAUCACUUCCAAGAUGGAGACACUAAAAUACCAGCAUCUUUCCUGAAUGAGCUUAAAGCACAAAGCACACCUAUGUUGGGGAAUGUCCUGAUAUACAUUCGUCUAGUAUUUAAGAACUUGUCCAGAGUGCCCAGUGAGGCUGAUGUUCUCAGUGCUGCUAAUGCUUUUUUGGCCUCAAAUGUCAGAACAGUGCGACACAUCUUAGAACCGAAACUGAAUGAUCCUGUGAGCAUUCAGAAUAUAACCUAUCAGAAAAUUGACAACAACUCAUACAUCAUUAGCUUUGCAUUUGAAAUUACCAAUGUAACCAUCUACCAGGAUAUUCAGCUGAGAAAUGAGACAAAUAAUUUAAUCCAAAACACAAUCAACAGCUUGCUGAACAAUAUUUUGAGUGAUAAAAAUGCUACUCCUUUUGUCUUCCCACAAGCAAACUACACGUAUAAUGGUACAGAAAUUGAGGCUAAUUCAGUAUACGUCUUUGUGGAAGGUGACACCAAGUGGACACCAAGUGGAUUUCUAGAUGCAGUACUCAACAUUAGCGGUCUGUCGACCCUCACUACUCCUGCUGCUCAAACAGACCCCCCUGUCCACGUAGUCCUGAGGCCCACAGUCCAAGCACAGAACACCACCACUGGUGGAAAUUCUGCAUGGAUCCUGGGCAUCAUUAUCCCCUGCAGUAUAGUCAUUAUUCUCAUACCCUGCUGGAUUCUACUCUGUUGUCUGCUGUGUGGCUGCUGUGCUGGUUUAAGGAGGCGCUACAACAGAAGACAGUCCUACAAUACACACAACACAAUACACAAUGAAUACACAAGCAUCACGAGCCAUCAUUACAGAAGACUUUGCCGUCUACCGAUCCAGCAGCUACUCGCUACGGAGCUAUCCGCCCAAGCCCAGCAGAUCGCCGGCCAGUACCAGCAUUUAACUCGGCUUACCUCACUCACGAGAGAACUCAUUGCAGUGCUGCACAUGUUGCAAAGCAUCUCUGCGGCACCAAACCCAAUGCUGCCGCUGUCGUCACCUACAACCGCCUAUGCGAUCUCCUCGGCCGCUAACCCAUGGCUCGCCUUCCCGGACAAGUUCAACGGAGACCCGGAGAAGUGCAAGGGCUUCCUGAUGCAGUGUGUGCUCUUUGUCACACAACAACCCUCUCUCUACCCUAGCCGAAUAGCCUUGGUGUGCUCGCUCCUUACCGGGAGGGCUUUAGAGUGGGCCACUGCGGUAUGGAAGGAGGAUGGGACCGCGUUUCCUUCCUUCAGCCACUUCCUCAUCCAGAUGCACAGCAUGUUCAAGCACCCCGCUGGAGGAGAGAGUGCAGAGGAGCGAUUACUGAAUAUUUCCCAGGGAGAUCACACCGCGGCGGAUUAUGCCCUCACCUUUCGAACCCUUGCAGCUCAGGCAAGCUGGGAAGAGAGACCCCUCAAUCUCCCAUACCGCAAGGGACUGAACCGUGAGCUACAGACCGAACUCGCCUGUCAUGACGAGGGGAGGGACCUAUCUGCGUUCAUAGAACUGUCCAUCCAGAUAGACAACUUGAAGAGAGCCCAUCGAACGCCCACGCGAAGGCCACCGACUGAGAAUACAGAGCCCAUGCCACUCGGAUCCGCUCACCUCACAUCAGAGGAGAAAGCGAGACGCUUCCGUCGCCAACUCUGCCUGUACUGUGGUGAACCCGGACAUCUGCUGGCUACCUGUCCCACCAGACCACCCAACAAGCGAAACACUCUGCCCUCUAAGACAUGCCUCCAAAUUAACUCAGCGGUUACCACUCCUGUUGGUCCAGGUCUCCCUGCUGGAUAUCACGACCUCGCAGAAGCCUUCAGCAAGGUCAAAGCCACCGAGCUUCCACCACAUCGACCUGGGGACUGCUGUAUUGAGCUCCUGCCCAAUACCACUCCACCUAAGGCGAGGAUUUUCCCACUGUCACAACCUGAAUCCAAGGCUAUCAAUAAGUAUAUUGAGGAGGAGUUAAAGAAGGGCUUCAUCCGACAUUCUGUGUCUCCAGCAUCGUUGGGGUUCUUCUUUGUGAAAAAAAAGGACGGAGGGCUUCGACCAUGCAUUGACUAUCGCGCUUUGAAUGACAUCACCGUGAAGUUUCGCUACCCUCUCCCCCUUGUGCCAUCGGCCCUAGAACAACUUUGCAAAGCCAAGUACUUCACGAAGCUGGAUCUGUGCCAUAAGACCUCAACAUCAUCCUUGGGCUACGUCAUCUCCACCGAGGGGGUCGCCAUGGACGAUUCAAAGAUACAAGCGGUGGUGAACUGGCCGCAACCUCAAACCAUCAAGGAAUUGCAACGUUUCCUGGGUUUGCGAACUUUUACCGCCGCUUCAUCCGUGGGUUCAGCACUAUAG